AUGCUCCUGCUCCUGCUCCUGGCAGCCCUUCUUCUGUCCCCCACCGGGGAGGCAGGGAAAAUCAUCGGGGGCCAUGAGGCCAAGCCUCAUUCUCGUCCCUACAUGGCAUUUCUUUGGAUCAAGACUUCAGGGAAAAUUACGGCCUGUGGCGGUUUUCUGGUGCGUGAGGACUUCGUGCUGACAGCAGCUCACUGCUGGGGCAGCUCAAUCAGCGUCACCUUGGGGGCCCACAACAUCGAUAAGCAGGAGGGGACCCAGCAGGUCAUUCAGGUGAGAAGAGCCAUCCCCCACCCAGAUUAUGAUGAUGAAAACGUGGCCAACGACAUCAUGUUACUGCAGCUGACGAGGAAGGCCAACCUGACCACCGCUGUGAGCCCCAUCCGGCUGCCCCAGGGGAAGGAGCUGGUGAAGCCAGGGAUGGUGUGCAGUGUGGCCGGAUGGGGGCUUCUUGGCGAGAACAAACCUGCAGCAGCAAAACUGCAGGAGGUAGACCUUGAAGUCCAAACAGACCAGCAAUGCAUCCAUCACUACAAACAUUACGAUGCCACCACCCAGAUAUGUGCAGGGAACCCGAGAAAGAAGAAGAAUUGUUUUGAGGGAGACUCUGGAGGCCCCUUGCUGUGUAACAGCGUGGCCCAGGGCAUUGUCUCCUUUGGAACCAAGAAUGGUACACCUCCAAGUGUCUAUACCAGAAUCUCGAGCUUUCUGUACUGGAUAAAAAACACAAUGAGAAUCUAUGAACUUCAGGGACCAGACUGAAGUGCCCCGGGAUGGAUGUGUCCAUCUUCUCUGGGG
This is a messenger RNA of Vicugna pacos (alpaca), 795 nucleotides long. RefSeq names its product mast cell protease 1A-like. The record is from RefSeq and is a predicted model, not a curated record. Gene Ontology annotation, cellular component: cytoplasm; intracellular membrane-bounded organelle. Gene Ontology annotation, molecular function: serine-type endopeptidase activity. NCBI's taxonomy places the organism in Eukaryota, Metazoa, Chordata, Mammalia, Artiodactyla, Camelidae. Gene Ontology annotation, biological process: proteolysis.